AUGAGUUCAUCAGAUGAUAAUGUUGCCCUUUCAUUGAGGAACGGAGACAUGGAUCAGGACGAAGAUAUGCCUUUAUCACAGAUUAGUUCAAAAUCGACCGAUACUACGUCUGUGGAUGGUAAUAGUAUAGAAAGUAAGAAGCUGGGUAAAAAAAGAAAAGCUAGUACUCCAACAAAUGACAAAGCGAAAAAGGUGAAAAGAGCAAAAAAUACCAUCAAGAGCGAAAGCGACGAUGAAGAUAUACCUUUAGCAUCCACCACUACUCCUCCUAAGAAAACGCCGAAGAAGAAGACUGAAUCGGCAAUUGCAAAACCAGAAAAUGGUACCAAAAAGGUGAAAAGUGCGAAAAAGAAUGGUGUUAAGAAGGUCGAUGCCAUUAAAAAAGAAAAUGAAGCUAAGACGGAGAAAGAGUCCAGUUCAACUCGUGAAGACGAAGAAGAAGAAGAAGAAGAAAAGUACAAAUGGUGGGAAGCAGAAGAUGUUGAUGGUGAACAGAAGUGGGAGUCAUUGGAACAUAAUGGUGUUAUCUUUCCACCCGAAUACGAACCAUUACCAUCACACGUCAAAUUACACUACGAUGGAAAGCCUGUUGACUUGCCAUUAGAAGCCGAAGAAGUUGCAGGGUUUUUCGGAGCGAUGAUGGAAACAGAUCAUGCUAAGAAUCCUACUUUCCAGAAAAACUUUUUUGAAGACUUCUGUAAGGUUUUGAAAGAUGCAGGUGGCUGUAAUGUUAAUAUCAUUGAUUUUCACAAAAUGGACUUUUCAAAGAUGCAUGCACAUUUCGAAAUGUUGAGGGAUCAAAAGAAAUUAUUAAGCAAAGAUGAAAAGAAAGCUAUUAAAGCUGAGAAAGAUAAAUUUGAAGAACCUUACAAGACGUGUUUAUUGAAUGGUCAUAAGGAGCAAGUUGGGAAUUUUAGAAUUGAACCUCCUGGAUUAUUUAGAGGUAGAGGUGCACAUCCUAAAACUGGUAAAUUAAAAAGAAGAGUUAUGCCCGAGGAUGUUACUUUGAACUUAAGUGAAGGUUGCAAAAUCCCGGAACCACCACAAGGUCAUAAAUGGGCUGAAGUGCGCCACGACAAUACUGUAUCCUGGUUGGCUAUGUGGAAAGAGAAUAUUGCAGAUUCCUUCAAGUAUGUCAGGUUUGCUGCAAACUCCUCUAUUAAGGGUUUGUCCGAUUUUAAAAAAUUCGAAACUUCAAGAAAAUUGAGGUAUCAUAUUGAUGAAAUCAGAAAGGAUUAUACUAAAAUGUUGAAGGAUCCAUUAAUGCAAAACAGACAAAUGGCAACGGCUUGUUAUCUUAUUGAUAUUUUUGCAUUGAGAGCGGGUGGUGAAAAAGGUGAAGAUGAAGCUGAUACUGUCGGUUGCUGUUCAUUAAGAUAUGAGCAUAUUACCUUAAAACCUCCAAAUAAAGUUAUUUUUGACUUUUUGGGUAAAGAUUCUAUUAGAUUCUAUCAAGAAGUUGAAGUUGAUAAACAAGUUUUUAAAAAUUUAAGAAUAUUCAAAAAACCACCCAAGCAACCGGGAGAUGACUUAUUUGAUAGAAUAUCUCCACCUUUAUUAAAUAAGCAAUUUCAAAAUUAUAUGAAGGGCUUAACUGCCAAAGUAUUCCGUACUUACAAUGCUAGUAAGACAAUGCAGGAUCAAUUAGAUUUGAUUCCUAAUGAAGGCACUGUCGCCGAAAAAGUUGUAAAGUUCAAUGCAGCAAAUAGAACUGUUGCUAUUUUAUGUAACCAUCAGCGUACGGUCAGUAAAACGCAUGGAUCGUCCGUGCAGAAGAUUCAUGAUAAAUUGAAAGAAUUGGAAUGGCAAAAAAUUAGGGCUAAAAAAAUGAUCUUACAAUUGGAACCAGGAUUGAAAAGAAAGGAUCCAGAGUAUUUUGAAGAGCUCGAUGACUUAUCAAAAGAAGAUACGGAGCAUAUACACAGAGCAGUUAUCGAAAGAACCAGAGAAGCAGCUCGUAAAAGAUUUCAAAGAGAAAAUGAUAAAUUGAAAAUCGAGGAUAAGCCAUUGCUAACCGAAAAGGACUUACAAGAACGCAUGGAAAAAGUGAAUGAAUUAGAAAAAGAAUACGCAGAGGAAUUGAAAACAGGGAAGCCCCAAAUUAAGAAAUCGAUAACAGUGGAGAAAUUGAAAAGUCAAGUCGAGACAUUGACAAAUAGAAUAGUAAAUACCACAUUCCAAUUAAAAGAUAAAGAAGACAAUUCAGAGGUUUCAUUGGGCACAUCUAAGAUGAAUUAUAUUGAUCCUAGAUUAACUGUAAUGUUUUCUAAGAAGUACAAUGUUCCAAUUGAAAAGUUAUUCACAAAAACUUUAAGAGAUAAAUUUAAUUGGGCCAUUGAAUCAGCGGAUGAAAAUUGGAAGUUCUAG
Debaryomyces fabryi is the source of this 2367-nucleotide messenger RNA. It is a transcript of the gene TOP1, whose product is annotated as DNA topoisomerase 1. Gene Ontology annotation, molecular function: DNA binding; DNA topoisomerase type I (single strand cut, ATP-independent) activity. The record is from RefSeq and is a predicted model, not a curated record. The transcript has a single exon. Gene Ontology annotation, cellular component: nucleolus; chromosome. NCBI's taxonomy places the organism in Eukaryota, Fungi, Ascomycota, Pichiomycetes, Serinales, Debaryomycetaceae. Gene Ontology annotation, biological process: DNA topological change; DNA replication; chromosome segregation. The coding region runs from base 1 to 2367 and encodes 788 amino acids.